Messenger RNA from Anneissia japonica, 2534 nucleotides. RefSeq lists its product as uncharacterized. The coding region runs from base 186 to 881 and encodes 231 amino acids. The record is from RefSeq and is a predicted model, not a curated record. The transcript is spliced from 5 exons. NCBI's taxonomy places the organism in Eukaryota, Metazoa, Echinodermata, Crinoidea, Comatulida, Comatulidae. Gene Ontology annotation, molecular function: protein binding.
CGAAAGUUAUCAGUUGUCUUGUGGAUGCCCCUAAGAGCAAACCUUCCGCAGUAAGGCGAUACCAAGCCUUGCGCUGUGUGUACUGUGAAGUAGACAAUUUCACUCGCGAUUCUAGCUAGUGUGUUUUUUUCCAAAGGGAUCAUUCUUAUCUGACGCUCCCAAGUUUUGUGAUUUAUACUUCAAUUAUGCGGAUUUUGUUAGUGUUUUCGUGUUUGUUGGUCGUGUGUGUAGCUGAACCAUGGCCCUACACGUAUGCUGCAUCUCAGGAAUGCGCCGGUGUGUCCACUUGUUCAGAUGAUGGAACACCAGUAUGUGGAACAAAUCAAGUGACGUAUACAUCCUACUGUAAUUUGCUGCGUGCCGUUUGUAACGAUGGUGAAACCUAUGUAACUGUUCGAUACGAAGGAAACUGUGGAUAUCCCUCACAAUGUCUGUGGGAAGGACAAGAAUAUGGAUAUGGACGCGCAAUUGAGGGCGAAUGUGGUAACAUGUGUAUCUGUCAAGGUGGACGAAAUCGUUGGUACUGCAAUCCAUGUCCCGACCCACGAGAUUCCAAUUGCGGUUCUCCAAGAAGUUGUCCUGACUAUGGCGUUUACUGUAACUUUUUGAGACCAAUAGAUCCAAACGGCUGCCAGGCACCCAACUGCGAGUGUGUGGCCUACGAAAUUUAUCUGUACCUCUACAACUUACAAAUCUGGUUUGAUCAAUUUAGGCCCAGGGAUGAACAUGAAGGUAGCGGUGAUAAUUCAGGUUCAGGAGCCGACUUGGAGCAGUUUUUUGCCGCUGCUAAACAGCCUUUCAUUCCAUCGUUCAUGUCAAGAAGUAUUUCUAAACGUGAUUUAGAAAGCGAUCUUCGAAGGAUGAUGAAGGAUCUCUUUUAAGAUGGAAACAAUUGAAAUUCAUCAUCUCGCAAAUCAAUUUCGUUUGUUUUAUUUUCAAGCACAACUAUAAAACUUGCAUUCCUUCAGAAUAUGCCUACUUUGAUAACCGGGUCUACAACCCAUCAAUCAGGGUGUUAAAUUAUUAUUUGUAUGGAACUUUGUCCUAUCGACGUUUUAUAAAACAAUAUUGUUUAGUUUAGAUAAAUUAUUAUUUUUUGUUUACAGACAAAUAUUAAUACGAUAAGAAUAAGCACAUUUUACAUUCUUAGUCUAUCGUGUUUUGCGAGAACUGAAAGUAGGCUUAAAUAUCUUUUCUUUAACACCUCAUGUAUAAAAUCCGAAACUUAUUGACAAUUUUCUUCGGAUAUUUACAAAACUGCCAUCAUCGCGUUUGUUUGAGCAAGGAAUGAACCUAUUUCAAAACAAUAUAGGCCUAGGCAUAUUGCGCAUUUUUAUGCUCACUUUAAUGUGCUUCCUAUAUAUUAUAAAAUAUCCACAGAUUUUCCUGUAUGCUCUUGGUUCAUAACAAUUAAAACACUAUUGUUAAUGGGCACAGAUUUAACAAUGAAUUGUGAACAUACCGUACUCGCGCGAAUAAGCGCCUCGUUUGAAUAAUCAUGAGAUUUUUUUUUUAGCAAGUCAAUAACCCAAUCAAUCCUGGGGCUGUGGUUGUUGGCAUGAUUUGAGCUGCAGAGUGCAAUCACAUUCUUCUUAGGUCAAUAUCAAAAUGAGGAUAUUUCUCUUGGACAGAUUAUUAGAGCUCCGACCCUGGACGGACAGUAUAUUUCCAACUUUCCUCUUCUUACAUUUUGUCUAGGCCUAGUGUCCUACUGCCAUCCUGCUAAUCUCAAUUGGCCGAUGGCCAACAAGCUAACCACUAUCCAACACCACUAUUUGCAUGCUCUUUUGCUGUUAUGUAAAUUCACAGCAUUCUUUUUAUGAAAAAUGCUCUCUGGACGAUUAUCAUUUCCGCCGCACCACCAUUCGUAAUUUUCGGUUUCCCAAAGUCCUUAUAUUAUCUUUUUUUCAUUCAAAGCCUCUUAAAUUUAAUAAGUUCCCAUAAGAAUCACUCAAUUUUGAUCAAUUUUUUAAAUAAUUUCCACUCUGUUUUCGUAAGUGCCCCGUUUAAAUAAGCGCCCCGUUUGAAUAAGCGCCCCUCAAAAAGUGCAAAAAAAUAUUUCAAGUGCCCAGGCGCUCAUUCGUGCGAGUACGGUACCUGAUUACUGUACUUUUACAAUAUCUAAAUAAUUAAAUUUGUUUUGACAAAGGUUCUUGCGUAAAUAAUUAGAUCAAACAAAAAUAUCCCUAUAAAGGACAUCUUUAAACAUAUAAGCAUAUAUUAUACUGAAUUAAGUUCUGUACUUUUACUUAAUACUGUAGAUAGCGUUGAAAAUUGAAUAUUUCUUCAUUGUUAAUAUCAAAAUUAUAUUGACUGAUAUUUUUCGAAAGUUGUUAGAAAUGAUACACAAGCAAAUUCUUGUCUAUAUUAUGUUUUACAAUUAUUGAUAAUCUUCACAUGAUUUCGAUAUAAUAGAAUUUGGAUGUUUAGUAACAAUAUUAAAUCGUUUUAGAACGAUUUCAAUCCAGUUUUUUAGUGUUUGAUAAUAAACAUGGUAACACAUUUUCCAACAUGCUUAUGCAAUGGAGCCAUUA